AUGUCAUUCUGGAGACCCAAGCCAGCCCCUGUUACCAUGGAGAUGGAAAAGUUGGCCAAUGAGCUGCCUUUGGAAUUUGACUGGCGAAACGUUCAAGGAGUGAAUUAUGUUUCCCCAGUUAGGAAUCAGGGGUCUUGUGGAAGCUGCUAUGCAUUUUCUUCCAUGGCAAUGCAUGAAGCCAGAAUUCGUAUAAUGACCAACAACUCGGACCAGGUCAUCCUUUCCCCUCAAGAUGUGGUAGAGUGCAGUUCUUACGCACAAGGCUGUGAGGGUGGCUUCCCCUACCUGAUAGCAGGCAAGUAUGCAGAGGACUUUGGACUGACUCCAGAAACUUGCAAUCCUUACAAAGGGUUUGACCAUGAUUGCUCCACCAACAGAAGCCAAUCUUGUGUCAGGAGAUAUGGCACACAUUAUCAGUAUGUGGGAGGGUUUUAUGGAGGGUGUAAUGAAGCAUUGAUGAAGAUAGAGCUUGUCAAAAAUGGCCCUAUGUCUGUAUCCUUUGAAGUCUACUCUGACUUCCAGCACUAUCAAAGUGGUGUGUACCACCACACAGGACUCCAGAGCAGUUUUAACCCCUUUGAACUGACCAACCACGCUGUGCUGCUGGUCGGCUACGGCUAUGACAAAGACUCUGGAGAAAAGUUCUGGUCCGUCAAGAACAGCUGGGGAACCAAGUGGGGGGAGGAGGGCUUCUUCCGCAUACGCAGAGGCACGGAUGAGUGCGCCAUUGAGAGCAUAGCAGUUGCAACAUCACCCAUCUUUUGAGAGAGGAAAUGU
Lingula anatina is the source of this 777-nucleotide messenger RNA. Its product is annotated as dipeptidyl peptidase 1. Gene Ontology annotation, biological process: proteolysis. Gene Ontology annotation, molecular function: cysteine-type peptidase activity. Lineage: Eukaryota; Metazoa; Brachiopoda; Lingulata; Lingulida; Lingulidae. The record is from RefSeq and is a predicted model, not a curated record.